AUGACUUGGUGUGCGAAAAUUUACGAUAUGUUUAAUGGAUGGAAUGAGGAAGAAAAUAAAUCAUCAUUAUCAAUGAAUAAUCAUCAAGAAGAUACAUUGAAUAUGAAAGAAAAUAAUUUAGAUUUUUAUCGACAUAAUAUAGAAGAUGAUACUACAACAGUUAUUCAACAUGACAGUCCAUUUCUUGAAAAAUCUGAUUCAUUAGCAACUACACAUUUAACAACUAAAGAAUUGUAUAACAAUGAUUAUUUAUAUGGUCGAGAUUAUCGUGGAGAACAUAUUUGUGCUGAUACACUUUUUUCAUGUCAUCAACGUGAUGGGCAAUAUUAUUACAAUCCCGAACAUAGACCUUAUGGUAUAGCAACAAUUUCAAAUAUGUCACUCAAUCUUCCAAAGUUUCUUGGGAAUACAGAAAAUAUUCAACAACAAUUAUCACGGAGUUUUUCACUGGAUUUACCAAUGGAUUUCAAACGAAAUCAUUUUACUCUACCAAAAUUUGAUGAUAUGUCAUCUCAUGUCAGAUAUUCAACAAAUCAACAGCUAAACAGACAAUACGUUAAGCCAGAAAAACCGAAUCGCUUAUCAUUGAAUCUUGGUAGUAAAAAUAAUAGUCAAGUUUCAUUACAAAACCGACAGGAUUCGUUAGGUUACAGAGUUUCAACACGUUCAACAUACUCGGUACCAGAUAAUGAAAGUAAUGAAUUACAAUCUCGUAAUAAUGAACAAAUCGAACGAGCAGUUCAAUAUUAUGUAAAAGAAAUGUUAACUUCAUCACCCGGUGGUGUUUUUCCAAUGAUUUAUCGUUUACCAUCUAAUGAGAUGUUAUAUGGUACUGAUCAUUAUCGUGUCGAAGGUGGUUAUGGUGAACCAUCACAAUGGAAUUUUCAAACAAAAAUUCUUCCGAUUGAUUGUUAUUUAACAUCAGAUAAUAUUGCUUCAAUUUAUUCAAAUGAUUUUUAUGAACAAUAUCAUGUUAAUUUAUAUGCAAUUGAUAAUAAUCUUAAUCCAAUUGUUAUGUCAGUAAAACCUCAUGAUGAACAAUUGAAAGUUAUUAUACGUACAAAAGAAGGUUCAAAAUGUAUGAAUUUUAUUGAAAAUACAACAAAUUCAACAGAUUAUGUUAAAUUAUCAAAACAAGUUUAUCCAAAUUUAAAUAUUGAUUCCUUUGAAAAUUGUACAAAUUUAAAAGCACACGGAUGUAUUAAAUCAUAUGAUGAAAAAUUAGAAACACAAAAAUUUAAAUUUGGAGUUAUUUAUCAACGAAGAGGACAAACAACUGAAGAAGAAUUUUUUAAUAAUCAAAAUCAUCAUCGUUCUUUUGAAGAAUUUCUUGAUAUAAUUGCAACAAAAGUUUCAUUAAAAAAUUUUAAAGGUUAUCGAGGUGGUCUUGAUAUAAGUGAACAAACUGAUUCACCAAUAUCUUAUUAUGAAUGUUAUGAUCAAAAAGAAAUAAUGUUUCAUGUUAGUACAUUAUUACCAUAUACACAUAAUGAUACAAUACAAAUUCAACGUAAACGUCAUAUUGGAAAUGAUAUUGUUGCAAUUAUUUUUCAAGAAGAAAAUACACCAUUUCAUCCAAGUAUGAUUAAAUCAAAUUUUUUACAUGUAUUUCUUGUUGUACAACCUGCACAAAUACUUUCAAGGCCAUGUUAUAAAAUAAUGCUUAUUGCUCGUGAUGACAUUGAAAACUUUCCUCCUCAUCUUCCAAAAAAUAUUGUUUAUGUUCGUACAGCCGAACAAUUAAAACCAUUUAUAUUAUCAAAAUUAAUCAAUGCUGAAUAUGCUGCAUAUCGUUGUCGAACAUUUUCUUUAUUACAAGAACGUACACGUUGUUCAUAUUUAAAAACUUUAUGUGAAAAUUUAUCGGAUAAAAAUUAUGAAAUAUUAUGUGAUGAACGAAAACGUUCUAGUCAUCGUCGUUUAUCAUUAUUAUCAAAUUCAACACGAAAACGUUAUUUAUCAUCAAUGAAAAAAAUUUUUACGAGAAGUAAUAGUACACCUGAUGGUCCUCGUCAAUCAAUAAAAUCUGAUCAAAUUAAAAUAAAACCAAAUAAAAAAUUAUUACGAUUAGGAAAAUCAAUGGAUAGUGCCGAAAAUCAUCAACGUUUAUCAAUUACAGGCUCAUCACCUGAUCAAGAUUUUCCUCAUGAAAAUGAUCUGACAAAUCGAUAUAUGAAUGGUCGAAGUGAUGAUAGUUUAAAUAGUAGUGGAGAUAUAACAAGUUCAGUCAUGCAGCAUUAUUCUUUACAUUCAAAACAAGUUUAUUAUGCUGAUGAAUCAGAUGAAGGAUUGGAUAGUAUGUCAUCAGCUGAUACAGCUCGUAUGCCAUAUGAUAGUGAUGAUCAAGAUGCUUAUCGACAACAAAUUCGUGAAAAAUCUCAUCCAUCUCAAAUAUGGCCCCUUAUAUCUACCCAACGUCAUAUUUAUACACCACAAACAGCUGGUAUUCAUAUAAGUGAAGAAGCAACUGUUUAA
Molecule: messenger RNA, 2475 nt
Organism: Rotaria sp. Silwood2
Lineage: Eukaryota; Metazoa; Rotifera; Eurotatoria; Philodinida; Philodinidae
Source: the annotation of a GenBank genome assembly